Adineta steineri is the source of this 1065-nucleotide messenger RNA. The record is from the annotation of a GenBank genome assembly. NCBI's taxonomy places the organism in Eukaryota, Metazoa, Rotifera, Eurotatoria, Adinetida, Adinetidae.
AUGGAGACAUUACGGAUCUCUGCAGUUCCUGACCGGGCUCGUAUCAGACGAUUGAGUAAGAGUCAACUAUCAUCAGUUCCUCGUGCCAAUAGUGUUCGUUCUUGUUCGAUCGUAAAGGUACGUCGAAUACCACCAGCAACUCAGAGACUGAGUCAACGUGAUUCUCAAUCGGCUCAUCAUGUCACUAAUACUGAUUUUGAAUCCACAUCGGACAUAAUACCAUCUCGUAUCUUAUCAACUUCUUUUUGGCUUCCUAUCAAACGGCUAGAUCGAAGAAAUAUUCAAUCCGAUCAUAAUAACAAGAGUUUGGCACUUCACAAAGGACCUUUGAAGAAAACUUCCCGUAUUCAAUCAACACAAUAUCAUCGUCGUGUAAUGCCACUAGAUCAAUUAGGUUCCCUAUCGAUUGAUCUAUCUCGGAGUGCUAAUACUCGAGCCACGCAAUCAAGCAGAAGUUGGAUCGAUACGGCGGAUAAAAGUAUUGCAUCCACGACUUCAACAUCUGCAACAACAACAUCAACAACAAAAACAACUACUACAACAUCGACAACGACAUCAACUACAACAAGUGCUACGACAACAACCACUUCGCUGGCACCAUGUGCACCAACCAAUAUCGGCUCUUCAUCCACUAUCUUGUCAAUUGUAUCAACUACCAGUAAUAGAUAUAUCUGUUAUGCUUACGAGUGGACAGCACCCAAUACAAGUAUAGUUACACUUGCCUUUCAGCUUCGUAAUGAUCCCAGUACUUGGUAUCUCGAUGAUGUGUCGAUUUAUGACGGAGGUACUCAAAUGUUGAUCAAUGGAGGCUUUGAAUCAGGUAGCCUCUCACCAUGGGUGGUAACAUUCCCAAGUGGGUCUUGUCUAUUCUCAACACCACAAGGUACAGUCUGUAAUACAUUUGCUCAUACUGGCAGCUAUGAAUAUUGUGAUGGAUGUAAUUCAGUUGCAGAUGAAGUCAGCCAGUCGUUCAUGGCCACAGCGGGACAAGUCUAUACCAUCAGCUUUUGGCUGGGGACGUUAUCAAUUGGAUCAGUAGAAACGGCUCUUGUUACCAUCAUGUGA